Molecule: messenger RNA, 636 nt
Organism: Erigeron canadensis
Lineage: Eukaryota; Viridiplantae; Streptophyta; Magnoliopsida; Asterales; Asteraceae
Exons: 2
Coding region: 1-636 (211 amino acids)
Source: RefSeq, a predicted model, not a curated record
AUGGCACCACGAAGGACCGGCGAAGAAACAAAUGCUGAGGCUAGGUGCCAGGAGGAAGAGGCCCGAAGGAGGACCGAGCUAGCCGACCUCAUUUCUCAACAAAUCAACUCCGUUAUGCCAGCCAUUGCUACUCGAAUUGCGGAGAGUGUGACCGCCACCCUUAACACAGUCCGAAAACAAGAUGGAGGAGGUAAUGUGAAUGAUCGAAAUGCUUACAAGACCUUCACUUCGUGCAUGCCCAAGGAAUUCUAUGGGACGGAAGGUCCAGAUGGUUUGCUCUCAUGGUUCCAAAGCAUGGAGGCCAUAUUGAACAUCAUUGAUUGUGCAUCGGCCAACCGUGUCAAGUUUGCUGCUAGCAAGCUCCAAGGAAGGGCACUCGCUUGGUGGAACCUCCAAGUCACUACGAGGGGUCAAACCGUGAUGAAUGACUUGACUUGGGAGCAACUCAAAGAAGAGAUGAAGCGGGAGUAUUGUCCUAGGCCAGCCGUGCAAAAGUUGGAGAUAGAAUUCUGGAAUCAUGCUAUGAAAGGAAUGGAGUUGGAGACAUAUGCAAUUCGUUUCCAUGAGUUGUGUGUGCUAGUGCCUGACAUGGUGAAUACUGAGGCCAAGAAGGUUGAGAGUUAUGUUUCCAGAUAG